Messenger RNA from Dentiscutata erythropus, 1524 nucleotides. The record is from the annotation of a GenBank genome assembly. NCBI's taxonomy places the organism in Eukaryota, Fungi, Glomeromycota, Glomeromycetes, Diversisporales, Gigasporaceae.
AUGUCUCAAUCAGGAGAAUCUACAACAAUUUUUGAUGCUGAAAGAGAACAAUUUUUAAAUUCAAAGUCCUCUUCAAGAGUUGCUUUAACUGUUGAUAAUGCUGAAGUAGAUUAUGAAAAUGAAGAGUCUUUUUACGAAAGUGAACUACGAACGGGUUUAGAUUCUAUAAUUGAGAAUAUCGGAUUUGGAAAAUUUCAAAAACAAUUAUUGGUGCUUUGCGGUUUCGGUUGGCUUGCUGAUAAUAUGUGGUUACAGUGUGUAACAUUGAUACUACCAAGAGUUCAAGUUCAUUAUCAGGUUUCAAAUUCAAUAAUUGGCUUUCUACCUAGUUCCGUAACAUUUGGUAUGAUGUUCGGUGCAAUAUUUUGGGGUAUCUUUUCUGAUUCUUAUGGACGUAAACUAGCAUUCAAUUGGACUUUGGCGGUGACCGCUUUUUUUGGUAUAUUUUCAAGCUUUGCCCAGAGUUUUGCCCAAUUAUGUUUUUUACUUUUCUUUUUGGGAUUUGGUGUCGGUGGAAAUUUACCUGUAGAUGGUACAAUUUUUUUGGAAUUCGUUCCCAAAAAUCAGCAGCAUCUUCUCACAUUUAUGUCUAUAUUCUGGCCAUUUGGGGCUGUUAUUACCUCCAUAGCUGCAUAUUUAAUAUUACCUCAAAAUAGUUGUCCUGAAAGUGAUGAUAUUACAUUUUUCUGUGACAUUUCAAAAAACAAUGGAUGGAGAUAUUUGUUGGCCGCUAUGGGAGGUUUGACAUCUCUUAUGCUUAUAGGUCGCGUGCUUCUCUUUGGUCUUAAAGAAUCACCAAAAUUUCUUUUGGCAAAUAACAGACAUCAUGAAGCUGUAAUAGUUUUACGUGAUAUUGCGCAGAUUAAUGGUCGUGAAAUUUCGAUUGAUGUCAGCGAUCUAUCAACCUCUGAUGAAAAUCCUCCCAGAGUAUCCAUAUCAAUGACAUACCCACCCGUUAAAAUACACUCUAAUAAACAUUUUGAUUACAAAGACUUCUUUGUUGAUCCUAUGUAUUUUAUAAAACGUCGUGUUGCAUCAAAGCGUCAAGAUAUGGCUCCUCUUUUUACACCUAAAUGGAUUAAGACGACCAUACUUGUAUGGGCGAUAUGGUCUAUAGUAUCAAUGGCGUAUGUAAUGUUCAACGUGUUUCUUCCAAAAUAUCUUGAAGAGCUAGCAGAAGAUGAAAAUAAGGGAUCUACUGGUUCGGAUGUGUUAAAUCAAGUUUUAAAAGAUAUACUUAUAUAUUCCGCUUGGGGAAUACCAGGUUCCUUAAUUGGAACUUGGUUAAUUGAUACACCACUUGGUAGAAGAUACACGAUGGCUGCUGGUGCUUUCUGCACUUCUCUUUCGGUUUUCUUGUUUUCCGUUCUUCAAACAAGAAUUGGAACAAUUUUAUGUUGUUCAGCUAUUAGUUUGUUCACUACUAUUAAAUAUGCGGUCAUCUACGGAUAUACCGCUGAAGUAUUUGAAACAAGAGUCAGGGGUACUGCAAAUGGGAUUGCUUCCGCAUGCGCAAGAAUGUGA